Molecule: messenger RNA, 1797 nt
Organism: Colletotrichum graminicola M1.001
Lineage: Eukaryota; Fungi; Ascomycota; Sordariomycetes; Glomerellales; Glomerellaceae
Product: multicopper oxidase
Exons: 5
Coding region: 1-1797 (598 amino acids)
Molecular function (GO): oxidoreductase activity; copper ion binding
Source: RefSeq, a predicted model, not a curated record
AUGGGUCAACGGGAACGAUGGCUCGGAUUGGUCAAGGUCGCGAAGGCGUCGCCACCCGUCUUGGCCACCACCCGUCACCUCGGAGCUUUCUCUGGCAUCACCAGUCCUUGCGUUUACCAUUCCUCCUCUCCCAAAAAGGUUUUCCUUACCCUUCGCCAGUCCUUCGCUGUCGUCCUCGCUCUUGUCUCGGGCACUCUUGCCAAAGAUUGGGAGAGCCCCGAGUAUAAGUGGCUUUACGAGUUCCCUCUUCCCAUCCCCCCUCCAAAGACGGAGAAAUUCCAACCGAUCAUCGACCCCGUGACUGGAAAGAAGAUUAGAUACUACGAGAUUGAAAUCAAGGAGUUCACCGCUCAGGUUUAUCCUAACCUCGGACCCGCCAAAUUGGUCGGCUACCAUGGUAUCUCGCCAGGUCCAACGUUCCUAAUGGAGCGUGGCGAGGAGGCAGUUGUCCGCUUCACUAACCAUGCCAAGUUGGCAAACUCCGUUCAUUCUCACUGCUCGCCUUCCGACGGCUCUUUGUACUCCCCGGCCAAAGAAGAAGCCAGUCUCUACGGAGAUGUUAUCCACGUCAACGGACAGCUAAGGCCCUACCUUAGGGUCGAGCCGCGCAAGUACCGCUUCCGUCUCCUCGAUGCCUCAAUUUCCCGCACUUUCUUCCUUUACCUGGAGGAUAUUCAGCAUAACAGAGUUCGUUUUGAUGUCAUCUCCUCUGACGCCGGCCUCCUCACUGGUCCCCAGAGUGUGACGGAGCUCUACAUAUCCAUGGCUGAACGUUACGAGAUCGUCCUCGACUUCUCUUUUUCCAAGGGCCAGAACAUUACCAUGCACAACACCAGAAGCUUCGCCGCAGACAUUGAUUACCUCCACACCGACAAGGUCAUGCACUUCGUUGCUGGCGACAACACAGUCAGCGAUACGACGUCAGUCCCCUCGGCCCUCCGCACGGUGCCCUUCCCUAAGGACAAGGCAGGAAUCGACCAGCACUUUCGCUUCGAGCGCCAAGGCGGCUCCUGGCGCAUCAACGGUGUCACCUUUGCCGAUGUCAACAACCGCGUGCUCGCCAGGCCGAAGCGUGGCACCAUUGAGGUCUGGGAGCUCGAGAACAGCUCCGGCGGCUGGAGCCACCCAAUCCACAUCCACCUCGUCGACUGCCGCGUCGUCAAGCGCGUCAACGGCCGCAGCAACGUCGUGUUCCCGUACGAGUCACAGGGCCUCAAGGACGUUGUCUGCCUCGGCCCGGGCGAGACCGUCACCGUUGAGGUGCGCUACGCUCCCUGGCCCGGCGUGUACAUGUUCCACUUCCACAACCUGAUCCACGAAGACCAUGAGAUGAUGGCCGCAUUCAACGUGUCUGUCCUCGCGGACCUGGGAUACUACGAGACGCAGCUCGCGGAUCCCGAGUGGCGAGCCAAGACGGAGGAUCCCGCUGCCUACGUCUUCAACGCGGUCAAGUCGCGCAUCGAGUACAUGGCCAAGUUCCAGCCUUACAACAAUGUCGAAGAGGUUGAGAGCAGGCUGGACGCCUACUGGGCCACCAAGACUAACGCCCCGUCUACAAGCUCGACGGCCUCAACGCUGAUUGUCAGCACCACGCCUACAUCCACUCCUGUCAGCCCGACCAUCACUGCCAAGCCUACCACGACGAGCAUGUCGGACGACGACAAGAAGAAGGACGACGACAAGAAAAAUGUAUCCACCACCACUACGAUGAAAAAGAAGCGCGGCAUGCGCGCUCGCCGGGUUGACAUGGAGAUGCCCAAGCGCACCACGGCGGCUUUUCGAUUGAUUCAUAUUUGA